GGGAAAUUAAAACUAUUAUGGAAGACCUCGAAGAAAUUAGACAGGACUUUGAUGAAACCAAGGUUUAUAGUGAACUUCUCUUCUGUGUCCAGAACGUUGGAAAAUUCAAGAAGAUCCAGGACAUCGAUGUUUUUGUCAAAGGAGAUCAUUGUGAAGAAAACCUUAAGGACAUCAGCAGGUUCUUGAGGAAUGAUAAUCCCCACGAUCCUGUUAUUAGAAAGAUGCUUAAUUCUUGGGACUUCUUAAAGGAUUCUUUACUCCCUUUGUUACUUUCGCAAAAGCAAGAUAUAAAGCUCAGCUUUUAUGUUAUUUUAUUGAUUACUGAGAUUACAUAUCCAUUUGAGAAGACCGCUAACAAUUAUCAAGAGCUUGUACAGAGUAUGAGACAGCACAAAAGAGCUUUCUUAGUUCCAGGUGUGAUAAAAACACUUUCAAUGCAUCUCUCAGAUGGCUGCAGAGGAGAUACCAAAAUUCCUGACGAUAAGAAUUCUCAACUUGUCGAGUUGGUCAUAGUGAUAUUUAAAAAUUUACUUCAAAUACCCAAAGCUAAAUCUGACGAAGACGAGUCGUUCUCAUAUCUCUUGCUAAAAAAUUUCAAAGAAGAAUCCGUGUUUGAUUCAUUUAUCUACAUGUCUGCUCAAUUGCAGAGUGAAUUUUCAAAGAAGUUAAGCUUCCACUUUUUAGAGAUAUUUUUCCACAUCUUCAAGGACUACUACCCGCAUGAAUUCUUUUCUCUUACUAAAAAGAAGACCCUGAAGGAUUAUAUGAAGAAGGAAAUUGAUGAAAAGAAGAAAAGACAAACCAACAGAUCAUCUAGACAUUCCAGAUUUGGCACUAAUAUUGUUCUGAAAGACAAGAAAAAUUCAGAGAUUAAGAGAAUGGUUGCUGGAAUCCCUAAUGAUAACUUAAUGAGGCAGAAAGAUAUCGGAAGAACAGGCAUCAGGAAGAAGAAAGCUAUAAAAUCUGAUUUCGAUACAGGAAUGCUAAUCCAUUAUAGAAACAUGGAUAAUACUAGCCUCCAAGGGGAUAAUGAGCAAGAGAAAAUGAGACAAGACCUUAAAGAAUUAGCCAUUGAUCUAGUCGAGCAGUCAUUUAAUAACUUUAUUGAUACUCUUCUUGAGAUGAUUUACUCUGGGAAUAAUGAUGAAGUAAAGGCAAAUGAAAUUUAUAUGUACAUCAAGAUCAAUGCAUUCUUCUUAUGUAUGAACAGACUAAAUUCCCAAGAGAAAUACAAAGAAGAGAUGCAGGAGUACAUGAAGAAAGAGAGAGGCCAGAGAGGGCCUAAGCCAAUUCUUAAAAUUCCUGUCGCUUUUGUAAGAAGUGCAAUGAAAACUCAGAACAUUGACUUCAUCUUUAGCCAGGCUUACUUUAAUAAAAUGGAAACUAGGCAAAAGGACAGAAAAAUGGACAUCUUCUUAGCAGCAAUGGAAUACUUUAUUGAACUUUUCUACUGAGUUAGGGAUAUGGAUAAUUCUCCUCAUGAGAAAUCACAAAAGAAUGCAAGGACAAUUAAAGAAAAGCUCGCAACUCUUCAAAUGCAUGAAGUUGCAAAGUUCGGACUUGACAUUUAUGAUAGGGACAAAUUCCAGAAAUAUUUCAUGCACACAAUGAUCAGGUAUACCAAUGUCUUACUUGAAGUAAUGGAAAAGUUUUGUGACAAUAAAAUGGUGCUGAUGAAAGUUCAGAGAACAAGAAAGACUAAGACAGCCUUAGAGGGUGAAGAAGAGAUGGAUUAUCAAGAUCUCAAUUAUGAAGAAGUAAGGUUCAGUCUAAAGGCAACCCUCAUGGAUUAUGCCACAUAUGGAAUCAUAGAAAAUGUUAACACUUGACUUGAGCUCCCUGAAGCACUCGAUGAAGAACUCAUCAAAGCAAUUAGCUGAUUCUAUAACAGAAUAAUGGUCCAGAUUAAGGGAACUUGGAUAUUCUAUCAGCUUGACACAUUGAACUCCUUUGAUCUGUUUCUCAGUCAAUAUCGUAAAGAGCUUAAAUACCAGCAACUGAUAAACACUAUAAAGAAAAUACUUGGUAAUUUCUUUGAUAGAUGAAAGGACAACCCUCUUCUGCCAUUUGAGAUAAUGUUUAAGUUCCCAUCAAGAGAAACGAAAGACUAUAUCUUGACAAAUUAUGAGUUCCAUAACCAAGGAGAUGACUUGUAUGAUGACAAUCAAUACAGAGAUGAUAUUGAUGAAGAUGAAGCAGUCCUCGAUGACAUAGAUAAGUACAAGGAAACUAUUUCUAAAUCUGGGUGGCAAGCCGAUGAAGAAGCCAACUUCCUUGAGUAUUAUGACAUCUUCAAAGAUUCCGAUGAUUGUGCACAAAAGAUUGCUAAAAUACUCAAUAAACCUAUUGAAGCCAUUGUUGAGAAGAUGAAAGAGCUCAAAUUAAAAGCUGGAGUUGAGGAGACUAAGAUCGAAUCAACCAAGGACAAAAAGUCUAUGGAUCCUCCGAAAAAGCGGGAUACUGAAAGUUUUAAAGACUGAAAAGUAGCAACUCAAAAUGUUAUUAAAAAGAUGAUCAAGAAUGAACUCCCUCAUGAAGAAAUCAUCAAAGUAUUGGAGCAUUUUGUAAAGAUCUUCGAUGAAUAUUUGAAUUAUGAGGAGGCAAAAGAUCAGAAAGAUGACAUGUUUUAUCACAUCCCGUUGACUGAGAAUGAGAAAACAACCAUUUAUUCCAAACCUGUGGUCAAAAAUUAUGUUCAGGAAAUUGGGUUUGUUGAUGAAAUGGGGGAAUAUUCUAUGGAUAUUGGCAGUCAGCCGAAAAUUAAGAAAAUCAUUAAAUGGAUCAAGAAAGGUAUAAGCAAGGUCAAGAAGUUAAGCUCAAAACCAAAAGAUGAAGACGAUGUUGCGGAAGGAUUGCUUAAUGGAGAGAUUGAUGUAGAUGAAGUAAUAUAA
Molecule: messenger RNA, 2891 nt
Organism: Moneuplotes crassus
Lineage: Eukaryota; Ciliophora; Spirotrichea; Euplotida; Euplotidae
Source: the annotation of a GenBank genome assembly